GCCAUAAAGCACACUCUAGCCGGUCAGGACGGUUGAAAUUUUAUCCGAACGGAAACUUUUUUUUUUACCUGCUAAACAGAGAGAGAAAAAAGUUUGAAUACUUCAAAAUUGAAUAAGAUUUUUGAAUAUAUAAAUAAUAAUUGAGGAAGAACGAAGGAAGGAAGGAAGAAAAGACGAGAGAAAGAAAGCAAACUGAUACUUAAAACUACUACAACAAAAUAUACGGAUUAUUUACAAGGCUUAUGCUUAACCAUAAAUUGACUAAUACCCCUGGAUAGUUAAAAAGCAACAUCUGGCAGUUUACGAAAAUUGAGAGAAACAGGAAGUUAAGGAUAAAAGAGACAUGAAGAUAUAUUUUGUGAUCUUGCUCAUCUAUGCGCCCAUCGCUUUAUCCUCGUCGCUCAAAGGUGAACGAUAUUCCCGACGGAAAUUUACGGAAUUUAUGAAUAUGGAUCCGAACGUGACGGUGUCGCCGGGUGAUAGAGCAAUUUUAAGGUGCAAAGUGGCAUAUCUAGGUACAAAAAAGAUACAAUGGACUCGAGAAAAACCCGACGGAAGUGCUGAUAUGCUAACUGUUGGAAAAUUUGUAUUCUUCCCCGACGAUAGAUAUAGCAUCGAUUAUAAUUAUAGGACGAAUGAAUGGCAAUUAAUUAUAACUGAUGUUCGACCAGAAGACGAUGGUAUCUACAAGUGCGGUAUAUCUUCGAGGCAUUCAAAGAGUUUUUCGUUUCGCUUACGAGUUAGGACCGUCAGCAUCUACGGUCACGAAUUCUAUGAAGUUGGAAGUUCCAUCAGAAUUGUUUGCAACGCUACCGGCAGACCCCAUGCUCCCGAUGAUAUUCUAUGGUUGAAAAAUGGUAGAGCUAUAGAUGAGAAAUCCUCUCGAAUCUUAAUCACAAAAAGAGUGGAAAAACUUGUAAUUAUUAGCGUUAUGGCUAUUGAAGAAGCUGAAAAAGGUGACCAAGGAGAAUACAAGUGCGUAUCGACAAAUCAAGAUUCGGCCGAGAUUAAACUGGUUAUUCUCAACGGUUCGUGUAGAUCUAUAAGACCAAAAUAAGGGGAAAACAAAUCUUUUUCUUAUUUAUCUUCCUCUAAGCAAAAUUGGAUAGUUCUACGCGACUGUGACAAUAUCUCUUUUCCGAAUCCCAUCCAGUUGAUCCAUUCCAUGUAUUUUAUUCCCCAUUUUCAUUCCUUGCCAUUAAUAAUGAUAAUAGAAAAGAUUUAGGAAACAAAUUAAAAGAGGAUACGAGGAAGCGUAAACACAAAGGUCACAGGGCUAGAUUUAAUCGUCAUUUAAAUCCUCCUUUUCUGCUUUUCCCAAUCGUUUCCCUAUCUAGAAAACUGUUAAGAAAUGAUGGAAAGGAAGAGAAAUAAAAGGCCAAAAAUAGAUUUGAGGAGCUAGAAAUAGUCUAAAGAAUGGAAGCGUAUAGGAAGGUUUAACGGAUGUAAUAUCUUUAAUAUUCCCUUAGUUGUAUAUAAUUUCUCUAUUUGUAAGCUGUUUAUAAACCUAGCUCAGGUCAAAAAAUAAUACUAUAAAGAAAUGAUAAAAGGUAGGAAAAAAGUAGAGCCCUCAGCCUAUUCUAUGGACACUUUCAUCUCUUUUGUAUAUUAUCCAAGUCGGUAAAACUUGAUACUUAAGUAGGAAAACAUAAGGGUUUAUAAAUCGUACAUCAGACGUCGACCCUAAUUUUACCGUGUCCGGAAUUUCGAUAGAUUGCUUUGGACAAGAUUCACCUCAUUACCAUAUGGUUUUCAUGACACUAUUCAUAGGAGUUUUGUUGUUAUGGGAAAUAACACUAUCAUUUUAUGUUGAAUGUGUAAAGCGUUUAUCCAACAAUAGGUAUCAUAUAGAAAGCUCAUAAGAUAAUUCAAAAGAGUACUAAUAAUUCAUAAUCCUUAAUUGCGUCAAAUUUUUUUCCUCCUAUUUAUCUUUUGUUAGUUUUUAUUAAGAUAAAACAAAAGAGAGACACAAAAAGAGAGUGUGUAUGUGUUUGUAGCUAUGUGUGAGAAAGACAGAGAGAGUGAGAGAGAGAGAGAGAGAGAGAG
Molecule: messenger RNA, 2046 nt
Organism: Dimorphilus gyrociliatus
Lineage: Eukaryota; Metazoa; Annelida; Polychaeta; Dinophilidae
Source: the annotation of a GenBank genome assembly